Linum trigynum is the source of this 597-nucleotide messenger RNA. The record is from the annotation of a GenBank genome assembly. NCBI's taxonomy places the organism in Eukaryota, Viridiplantae, Streptophyta, Magnoliopsida, Malpighiales, Linaceae.
AUGUCGAACCUGCUCAACCAUCCGGAGAUACUGAAGAAAGCGAGGGACGAGAUCGAUACCCAAGUCGGGGAAGGUCGAAUGGUGGAAGAACUGGACCUCCCUAAGUUGCAGUACCUGCAGAACACAAUCUCGGAAACCUUGCGAUUGUACCCGCCAAGACCGCUUCUGAUUCCUCGCACCUCGUCUCGAGAUUUCACCCUUGGUGGCUACCACGUGCCGCGGAACACAAUGCUGUUGGUGAAUGCUUGGGCCAUUCACAGGGAUCCUCAGGUUUGGGACGACGCAACGAGUUUCAAGCCGGAGAGGUUUGAGAUUAGUGGUGAUGGAGAAGCUGAGGCUGGAGAUCGUAGUAGUAGUCGUCGUCCUAAGCCCAUUCCGUUCGGAAUAGGUCGAAGGGCUUGCCCCGGGGAGGGUCUGGCUCGACGACUCGUCGGGUUGACUCUGGCAUCUCUGAUCCAGUGUUUUGAGUGGAAAAAGGUGGUUGAGGAGGAAGAUAUUGACAUGGCAGAAGGCCCUGGGAUUACCAUGCCAAAGCUGAUCCCUCUGCAGCUCAACUGCAAGCCUCAUCGUAUGGUCAGCGACAUGGUUAUUGCGUAG